GAAUUUUUUCAAGAUGAUUCGGUAUUAGCCAUCAAAUAAUUUUUCAGUAGAAGUGAGGACAAUUUCGUUUCUCGGUGUAAUUCGAAAAUCAUGUCUCCGAGCGCAUUGGUGUUUUUCAGAGAAAAAUUGGUGUUGUGAUGACGUCAAAGAAAAAAGGAGUCAUUCAGUGUUGGAAAUCUUCUUUAGUGCGGCUGUAUAAAAACAUAAAGAAUAAAAUUCAGCGAGCAUCAUCCAGUAGAUUAGUAAUAUCUUAUUAGAAUAAUAUUCUGUGGAAAAAUUAAUUUGCUUUGUCUUGUCUUUGAAAAAUUGUAGAAACACUAAAAAUUGAAUUCACUCACCAUGGAUGUCUUCAAAAUGGAACCAAGUCUCAACUCUUUAGGAACCGCAGUUCCCGGAGUUAAAGUUUCUACCACCGAAGUUACUUUCGAUACCAACACCGACUUCAACUUGUCCUUUUUCGACUCGUCAACGCCUCCCCCUUCCGUAUCAAAGAAGGAGCCCGACUUUUUGAACGAUCGCGAUGCAGAGGGUCUCUUCGAGUCCAUGACUUCCGACUCAUUGUUUUCUCCAGUCUCCAUCAAGAAAGAAGAUUUUAAUGAACGGCAAGACAGCAGCAUGUAUGAACCAAUGUCCACCGACUACUCAUCGCCAUUCACCAGCGAAGAGUCAAAAUAUACGUCUUUUUCUGAUGCCGCGGUGCCUUCAUCUCUACAACAAACGCCCCCCAGUCCCGCACCGACACUCAGCCCGCGCUGUGACACGCAGUCGGCCAGACAACACAGUAAAGUGCCCAUCAUAAUCAAGUCAGACCAGAGCUACCAAGUGGCCGACAGCACCCCCAGCGCCCAGAGCUCGACUCCCUCCAAGACGUUCGUGGCGUGCAAGGUUUGCGGCGACAAGGCGUCAGGCUACCACUACGGCGUCACCAGCUGCGAGGGCUGCAAGGGCUUCUUCCGGCGCAGCAUCCAGAAGCAGAUAGAGUACCGCUGCCUACGGGACGGCAAAUGCCUCGUAAUCCGUCUCAACAGAAACCGAUGUCAGUAUUGUCGCUUCCGGAAAUGCAUCAGCGUCGGCAUGAGUCGUGAUUCAGUCCGGUAUGGUCGAGUGCCCAAAAGGUCUCGAGAGCGAGAGAGCCUCGACUCCCGGUCUCCCAGCGCCCCUCCUACGCCAGGGUCUGCAGCAAUCGAGGGACCGCUUACCCCCACCGGUCUGUCCUCUUCAUCCAACGGCUACACUCCAGCCUGUGAUCUCCCUUCAUCCCAAGGGCUGAGUAACGGGUCCAGCAACGGCGUGAGCAGCACCAUGAGUAACGGCAUCAGCAACGGUGUGGUGAACCAAGUGAUGAUGGGUAAUGGUAGUGAGAGCUGUAUUGAUGAUGGUGGUGAUGGAGCAGGAAGAGCACGAGUGGUGAGCUCAUCAUCCAUGAUGGAGGUGGAGCACAAGCAGGCCGAUAUAUACGACUUCAUCAUGGCGGUGUCACAAGCCCACUUCAGCACCUGCAACUAUACGGAGGACAAAGUUAGAGACCUUGUUCGGAAACCCGUUCUUUUUAACUCAAGCAUCAGCGACCCGGACGAAGCGAGCAGCACUGCGGAUGCGCUGGACGACCAGAAGAUCCGCCUUUUCCAGGGAUUGUCGACAUGUGUCAGCCCAUCCAUACAAUCCGUGGUUGAAUUCGCCAAAAGAUUGACAGGUUUCAGUUCGUUGGGGCAAGAUAUCCAGUUGAACCUCAUCAAGGGUGGAUUCUUCGAGCUCUGGCUGACACGCGUCAGUCGCGUCACCUCGUCUUUAGACAACACACUAACCUUCGCCGACGGUUCUUACGUCACGCGACAUCACCUCAACCUCAUCUUUGACGUUGAUUUCGUUGACUCGCUCUUCAACUUCGCCGCGUCGUUCAAUUCCCUGGGACUCCACGACACCGGCAUCGGGUUGUUCUCAGCCGCUGUUCUCUUCACGCCCGACCGCCUGGGUGUCAUUGACAGGAAAAAUGUCCAGUAUCAUCAAGAUCGAGCUAUGGAGGCUCUCCGGACUCAUGUAAGUCAGACGUCACGAAGCCAUCCCAUGGACAACAGUAUAUUCCAAAGUCUGCUCAGUAAACUUCAAGAACUUCGCAAGAUUGGAGGAUGCCAUCAGAGUCACCUGCAGUGGUUCAGGGACAACUGGAACAGAUUGGAACUGCCUCCACUUUUUGCAGAAAUUUACGAUAUUCGACAAGACGAGUCGAAACUCAUGUUGAACUGACUGGGCGCGUUGCAGCAUCUACCUCGAGCGACCUUUGCCUCGACAACUCUGCCUGCUCCACUCUUCCUCUGCCCCCUUCAUUAAAUUCACCACCAGCUUGAAAAUCAGUCGUCUUCGAUACCAGAUUUUUCAUCAGUUCUUUGAAACAAAUUAUCUACACGUAAAUUACAAUUCUCUCAUCAUAAAAUAAUAUUCGUUCAACUAUCCUCGAGACAUCUUUUAUGUACGAAGGGCUUACGAUAAAACGAGUCGAAGCAUUUUCUGGAAGUCUACAAGCGUCUAGAUUCUGCAUCUCCACUCUAGAUUCUGCAAAAUCACCAAUGUAAAGUUAGUAAAGCUCAAAUUCGUGGUUGUUUACUUGGACCACUACACGUACAACUCCAACGAAUACGGAAGCAGAUUAGCCGUUACUUGAAGUAAAUAUCACGCAAUUAUUCCGAUGUUUAUUAGAAAAUAUCAAGAAAAAUAUUUAACUGAAUUUUUGGGGUGGUUUUAACGGCCCACGAUGUACGAUACACGAACUAAGUAACUUGAAGUGCGGGUUUUAAAUGCGAGUUGUUUAAUGGUAGUUAUUUUUGAUGACAAGUUUAUUGGAAUAAUUAGAAGUAUGGUUGGUAAUCAAUUUAAACCGACACGGGCGGUGUGUUAUCGCCAGGUAAGAUAUCCGAAAUUACCGCGUGUAAACUUAUUGCGAGUGAAAAGAUUGGGAUUCGUUCCCCAAAUGUGGAAUUAUAUAUUUUUUCAAUUUGUUUGAUGGAAAAUGGAAUUGUAUGUGAGAAAAGAAAAAUUUACAAACCAGGUUUGAAACAUAGAUAUAUCACAUUAAUCGCAAAGCAUAAGCUGGAAAGUUCAGGAAGUUUCAUGCAGCUGCUAGAUAUGAUUUUUCGUUGUUCACAACGAUAUGGGAGACUUCAAACGAGUUUUAUUGAGCAGAUGUCCCAGGACUUCCGAUGAGUGGGAAGGUUACCUCUUGUGCCUCUGACCAUUUCUUGUUAUACUGUUAUCCGACUGUGUUCAGUUUUGUUAUAAUGAAACAUUGCGGUUAAAUGUCUCGUCGGUGUUGCUGUUCUCCGAGUUGUCUUUUGGACGAUACGAUAAUCUUCGAAAGUAACUCAUGAUAUUAUAUGCAAACUUUAUAUUUUAUACAGAAUACUAUUUCUCAGCAAGGAGCCGUACGAAUUUUUCAAUUUAUUGGCUCAGAAAUUCUUAUGAAAUGUGAGCCUGGCUGGUACCUACUCAUAAUUCUAGGAAGAAAAUCCCAACCAUGAAUUGCAAAGAAUCUCAGACUAAUUUUGUCGUCGUGGUGAUUGCCAAGGAUUUGGAGAAAUCAUAAAAUGGAGAAAUUAUUGUCGUUGUUGCAGUAUAAUAUACAUUGCAAGGUAAUUAACUGGAUAUUGAUGGAAUAAACUCUGAAUUAAAUACGAGUGUUCUCAUGCAGUUUGACCGUAAUCUAGAUAACCCUAGAGUAGAAGUUAAUUUAGAUAAGAACAACUUGAUGCUGAAAUUAUUCAAAUGGCAGCACCCGUUGAGCUAAGCUUCUUAGUCGUUCUCGUGAAGUUAUUUUUGGUAGCAGGAAACUAGUGAGAAUGUCUAGGUUACGUUUAGCCCUGUUAUUAGUGAUGUAAAUAGGUAGCCCACCCACCCUAGACUAUCGCUCUAGCCGCUCAUUUGUGAAGUACGUGAUAAACUGUGCUUUGUAGAUGUCUAAUAUAAUGUAAGGCUUUGCUAAGCGCACAGAAACUGGGAGAUUGUGAACUGGAGUGCAAAGGACACAGAGUGAACUGGAGUGCAAAGGACAGAGAGUGAACUGGAGUGCAAAGGACAAAUGACGAACUAGAGUGCAAAGGGCUGAUGGCGAAAUGAUGUGCGAAUAGAAGAUGGUGAACUGGAGCGCAAAGUGCAGGUGGGGAAGUGGAGUGUAGAUGAUGGAUGACGAAACUGGAGUGCAAUGGUGGAUGGCAAACUGCAUGGAGUUCGAAUGUAAGAUUGUGAAUUGGAGUGCAAAGGGCAAGUGGCGAAGUGGAGUGCAAAUGGAAGAUGGAGAACUAAAGUGCAAAUGAUGGAUGACGAACUACUGUGAAAACCGCGAGCUAGCGACAGCGAUUAGAGAUCGAUGAAAGUGAUUAAGCUAGAAUCGAGAAGCUUGCGGAUAAACUUUGUUUAUUUAAACAGAUUUUACCUUAGCAGUGAAAUUACUCGUCCUUUUAAGGCACUGUCAUAACCUCGCUCGAGUUUCUUGAAAAGAAACGUUAGGAGUUUAGCCCUUCAACUUUUUGGUGUUCAGCGAAUAGUUCCUAGGUUAAUUGCUGAAAAUUACACUAUUGAAAUUUCUCAUCAUGACUUUAGACAUAAGCUUGUUUGGAGCCACAUCUUUGUCAGAAUUUAUUGUAAUGAAGUCAGAGCUCUCCAGGAGGCACAAGGAAAAAAAAAAACAUUUUGCAGAUUUUUUAGUUACUCUGACAAAUUAUUGCCGUUUAGGCAUGCCAGCCGUACAUUGAAAUACAGCCGUAGUUCUCAGCACAAAACAGCAUAAAUUACGAUUUCAUUAUCAGAAGAAAUGUUGCAUUUUCGCUUCAUGGUUUGUGUGUUAUUUUCUCUCUUUUUAUUUUUUAUCACUCCGACGUGCCAUAGUGUUUACUUCACCGAAGUAGACAAAAUAUAAAGGUCAUUGCAAGCAAAAUAAAUUGACCUGAAUUUAACCAAAAGUUUUAGUUAUGAAUGGUUCUUAGUAAUCUAAAAAUUAGGGCACAAGAAAUUAUGGAAACUGGUUUUCUGAAGAAUCGAGAUGGACAUUAAUUUCCUAAAUAAUCUUUCAUAAUGCUUGACAUAGUUUGCGAUGAUAGAAAAAUUGUGCAAAUUUUCAUUUCUUCUGAAAAUGCUAGCUAAGAAAGUGUGGUCAGCGUUUAUUUUUUAGGGCCGAGAGAAGGAAUUAGUGUCGAGGUUGAGACCGAUGAUGGUUGCUUAGAACAAACUGUAUACCCCUCACCCCAAUACAUGCACUCACCUCUCGUUCGGUUCCAGUUGAUCGAUUAUAUUUCAUAGACUGACCUGUAGAUCGGUAGACUCAUGUACCGUGAGACCUAAUUUGGAAGAUAAAUCGAUUGGUUUCGAUAUUUGUUAUCACGACUAAUGGAACUGAAUUUGAGUUAAUUGAACUUUUUUGCUUACGUCGAAAACUCAAUAAUUAAAGUAGAUUGAACUUUUUUGCUAACGUCGAAAACAACAAUAUUCGCUGAAUAAAAUUUUCAUGGAGAGUAUUUUAAAUCGUAAUUGUCACUCAGUUCAUAUCCGUAAAGUAAUGUGAUGAAAACCUAACAGAUAUACUGUAUUAUUGUUGAUCGAUUUUUUAUUUUUCAGGUAUCUAUCCUUGAAUAUUAAUUAAUUUCGACUCGAGAGGUUGCCAAGUCGAUAAAAUUCCUUUGUAAUAGUUCAAAAGCCCGAAAAACUAUUUUUCGGGUGGCAACAAUCCCAAAUGAAUCCCUGCCCGUGGAUUUUUCUUUUACAUGAGUUAUGCUUCAAUCCAAGGAAAGUCUUAUUGCAAAGUAAUUGUGAAAAGUAGAUUAUAAGAGACGAAAAAAUGGUAAUAUCAUGUAAAUAUUUCUAUAGCUUUGGGUGACGUAACUCAGAAACACAUUACAGAUCGUAGCUCCUUGCCUGAAAACUGCGUACUCUAGAUUUUGUGUUGUACCCUCUGGUGAUGAUCUGUCGUGUAAUGAUUGUGCUGCCAUCGAGUAUUGUUCAACCUUGAAAAAUUCCGGCUUUCUUCCACUGAAAAACUCUUGUUUCGUUUGUUCAACCGUGAAAAAUGCCGGCUUUCUUCCACUGAAAAACUCUUGUUUCGUUUGUUCAACCUUGAAAAAUUCCGGCUUUCUUCCACUGAAAAACUCUUGUUUCGUUGGUACGAUCCUU
Molecule: messenger RNA, 6153 nt
Organism: Hyalella azteca
Lineage: Eukaryota; Metazoa; Arthropoda; Malacostraca; Amphipoda; Hyalellidae
Product: ecdysone-induced protein 78C
Exons: 11
Coding region: 340-2244 (634 amino acids)
Biological process (GO): regulation of DNA-templated transcription
Molecular function (GO): sequence-specific DNA binding; zinc ion binding; nuclear receptor activity
Source: RefSeq, a predicted model, not a curated record